UCUUCCACCUCCGACUUUUCCACUUCAUCUUCUCCCACGCCUGCCUUUUUUCCCACAACGUUCUCAAUCAAUUACACUGUUAAAGAUGGUCUUCAAUGUUGUGAUCCAUCUCCCCUUUACUUCUCUUAUAUAUAGCUCUAUCCCUAAACCUAAUUUUACCCUAAAUAAAAAAACCUACUCUGCAAAAAAAAAAAAAUCUAUAGCAAUGAAAUCCGCCGUAAAGUCUCAGCUUACCACCGGAAAAGCUCCCCUCGCCAUGUAUUUCAAUGACAUCUCUCCAGGGCUAUCAGAGUCACAGCUCCGAUUUCGAGUAAUCCACUUUUGGGAGGCAAAAAAAUAUAGUGAAUGGGACCCUCAUUGGGAUAGAGCUCCUGCUCAUCGACGAACAGGGGACUGUGAUGCAAGGAUUCAUUUCCUCUUCUCGUGCUCCAACUUACACCCUUCAGAAUUUUUUGGCUGCCACAAGCAAGAAGAUUUACCGCGUCGCUGAUCAGAAUUUAACAAUUUCAUUCUCGAACGGCUCUGUUCUUGCUCCUCUCGACGACAUCCCCGUCUCCAUCUCUUUUCCAACCGACAGGUUCAGGUUCCACACACAUGAGGAUUUCCAAGCUCACCGUGGUCUCAGGGGCGAUCUCUACGAUGUCGUUGGCCACUUGAGGCUGGUGAAUGGUCAGUCUCUCAUUGACCGCCCCGUCCUUGACGAAGCCGAAGUAAUCAGCACGCGUCGUAUUUUGGUUCAUUUGCAAUCAAAAGAUGGACCUGUUACGAAGCUUUACCUUUGGGACCAGGCUGCAAAGGACUUUUACAAGAAAUUCACAUCCAGUGAAGACACUCCCACCAUUCUUUUGGUCACGACCGUUAACCCAAAAGUUAUAGCAGGUAAUUUAGCUCUCAGUUCGAUGGCCUCCUCCCGUGUCUUUAUAGACAAAGAUAUUCAGCCCACGAUUGAUUACUUCAGAUGGUUGGUUUCUAACCCAGAGAUUGCAAAGCGGGUAAAUGCAGAUGAGGUUACUAGGUCUGAGACAAUGAAAAUUGGGCAGAUCUAUGCUUACAUCAAGCAGGAAAAUGCCAAGGAAGCUUCUUUCGACUGCAUAGCAACAAUUGAUGAUGUUAAGCGUGACAGUACAUGGUACUAUAUUGGCUGCAGCGGUUGUCAAACAAAGGCCACCAGAGGUUCUUCUUCGUUAAUGUGCGCCAAGUGCGGCAAAACUAAUGUGUCUGGUGUAGCGAAGUAUCUCGCAAAGAUCUCUGUCUAUGACAAAAAUGACCAGGCUGUUUUUGUCCUACUUGGUGAUGCAGGAAGUGAGUUGACAGGAAAGCAUGCGGCAGAAUUGGUUAACAACUACUUUGAGGCUAAUCAAGACCUUGGUGCUGGCCAUCAGAUGCCUGUCCCCCAAGCAUUAAUCAACACCAUUGGCCAAACACAUAAGUUCAGGGUCAAGGUGUCUAAGCUCAACUUGACAGGCAAGAUUCAGGCCAUAACCGUUACGAAGAUUGUCUCACCAGAGGUUCUGCCACCUGUGCCAACUCCAACUGAAAUCUCACAUGAUGUGGAAGAUGAAGUUGCCUUGCCUUCUGCAAUUGUCAUUGAUGGCUCUGGAUUCAAAGCUGAUGAUGCGGACGGAAGUACCAGCAGCAGGGAUGAAUCACGCAAGGCUAAGCGUCCUAAACAUGGCAAAUAUAAUUUAUGCCACUCAUUUCAUACAUGCUAAGUGAUCGCCUUUUUUAUUUUAGUUUGAGUUAAGACUAUGCUUUUUUGGUUAUUUUAGACUUUGCUUCUACAGAACAACUUCGUUUUUUUUGUAAUGCCUACUGUCCUUCAGAUGAGUCUAUACAAUUGAGGCAACACUCCUUCUCUGA
Molecule: messenger RNA, 1860 nt
Organism: Brassica oleracea var. oleracea
Lineage: Eukaryota; Viridiplantae; Streptophyta; Magnoliopsida; Brassicales; Brassicaceae
Exons: 9
Coding region: 399-1712 (437 amino acids)
Biological process (GO): DNA repair; DNA recombination; DNA replication
Cellular component (GO): nucleus
Molecular function (GO): DNA binding
Source: RefSeq, a predicted model, not a curated record